AUGACAGACCACUCAAAUGAUCUGGUUACUGAUGCCGAAAAACCGAAUGAUAGGACUAUUCUCAGUGAACCAGCUGUGAGUUCUGAUGGUAUAGGGUCAUUCUCUACUAGUUCACCAAUCACAGAUGAUACACCGCCCUCUAGAGACAGUGAUAUGUACACCUCAAGAUAUUGUGACAAAGAAAACAUACCAAGGCCCCCGCUCUUCCCAGCCAAUCUCAAUUACACACAGCGCCCUCAACGCCCUGAGGAAGACAUUCUACAACAGUGGCGUAUGAGACGUCGGAUGGAGCAGGCUAAAGAGGGAGCCCUUCAUAGAGUACUAGGUCAAAUGUCAGAACGCCCUCUCAGGCCGACUCAGGUGGAUAAUGUCAGUGGAGGGAAAGAUAGAGAUGAAGGAGGUUCCAGGCUUGAAGACUUCCGAAGGCGUUUGCAACAGCAGAAACUUCUAACCGAAGCAAGAGUGGCAAGCAAUGUUCAACAAGGGCCUGCUAAAGAUGCCACCACAACUCACACUGGGACGGAUCCUAUCCAACAAUCCAUUGCAACACAGACAAGAAGAGGAGAGUCAUCUUGCAUACAGACUGGUAGUGGUUCCCAUUUCUAUGAUCAAGCAAGCCGUUUGGAACAAGAAAGAACAUUGAGAAGUGAUACCUUGCGGGAAGGAGAGGAGGAAUGUCCUCAGCCAUAUCCAGUAGCUAGUCCAAAUGUCCAGGCUGCUGAAUCUCGAGGGGGUCAUGACCCGAUGUCAGUUCCCAAUGUCGUCCCUCAUUUGCAUAUGUCAUGUGAUAUACUGCCCUGUGGUGAAAGGGGUCCCCAUGUGCAUACAGAUAGGGACGUCAAAGAGAGAGUGGAUAAUGUGGGACGUGGAAAAUUAGACCUAGACCAUACUGAGUCUCGGCAUAAACAUCCUUAUGGACAUGAUCAUUACAGAAGAGUUAGAAGAGAUAAUGCAUCAACAGAUUUGCAACACAAACAAGCAACAUUCCCCAAUGAGAAAGACCAAAGAAUAUUACAUUUACCUCAAAAUACCCAUCAUCAAGAGAAGCAACCCGAAAAUUGGUCUGAAACAUGGACAGAUGAAGCUGAGUGUAACCUGCAUAGUUCAGGGGGACAUGACGGAACAUCCCAUUAUGAUGUACCAAGCAAGGAUCCUCGAACCUUGUCUUCAGAUUAUAUCCAAGAGAUGGUAUCAGGAGAGUCUUCAUAUGAUCAAAGUCGGUUACUGGAUACUGGGCAGCGAUCUGCUGUUGAUGAUACCAGAACAGUUGAUCAUCAUCAAGCACUACCAAGUAGGACAAGAACUCCAACCGACUCCUGCAGAACAGUGAAGUCUGCUCAAAAUGAGGCUCAAAUAAUGGACACUAGGCAACCUUCUGCUUCUGAAGUUACAAGAACAUCUGAUCAAACAUCAGCAACUAGGACAAGAACUCUGCAGGGCUUGCAGGAGGACAUAAUACAUGAUACCUCCUUAGGAGAAAUGCAGGAGAGACAUAUUACCAAACAGCAGCAAAGACCAGAUGAUGGAGAUGAUGAAGAUGGAGCAAAACGUCGGCUACAGUUUGGCUCCUCCUCGCCUAUAAACAGUGCGAUUGGACAAGUUAUUAGUGAUAGGAUGUUCAGCUCCCCGAAAGGUCAAAGGUCGAUCCCGUCAAGUCAAAGGUCAACACCAUCGAGCAUCAGAUCAUUUGCAUUGAGCCAGGAUACGUUGAUGUUUACUCCACCAGUAGAGAGGAAAGCUUCUUCACAAGAGAGAAUAUCAAAAGAUAUACUUCCAGAGCCUCCCGAUCCUGAACCCCCCGAGUCUGCUGGUAGCUCUGACAGCGAAGAAUUCAAAGAUGAUGAAAUGCUUCAAGUCCUCCGCAAGCAGAGAGAAGAAUGCAUACGGAAGCUGAAUCAUCUAGAUAGCCUGCUUUCUCAUACAAGUAAACAUUGAUCCUUUACAAUUCAUUAUCAUAUCCUGUAUCUACCAACCAGAGGGCAUUAUAGUAAAAUAUAGUAGAUUUAUAAAGACUUACUCCUAAAAGCACUUUGUUCUACUCGCAGGUCAAGGCCAACUGUAGUAUGAUGUAACACAUUAACAAGAAAUUCUAUCUAUAUCAAGACAUGUUAAGUUUUUAAAACUUAUCAUGCACCUACAUGUAUAAUUGUAAUGCAAUUUAAAGACAAAGGAUAUGAUAACACAACUCAUGAACAACACCAUGUGAAACAUAUUGUUUAUUUGUGCAGCUUUUAUUGAGCGUGCCAUCAUAACAUUACAUAACAUGCAGCAUGUCUUUCAUUGUUUCAAAGGUAAUGAAGGUGAUUGUUGGAAACAAAUCAUGUCAUGACUGAACUUUGAUGAAGUUUUUGUGGAAAAUCCCAUGAUAAUAACAUAUAAGAGUACCCCUAUUAUCCUUACAUGAUGUAAUGACAAUAGUUGUGUGCAUUAUUCAUUAAUAUCUAUUUUUUGUGUUGACUCGUUCUCAUGUUGGUUUAUAUUCUCUGAUAUCAUCAAGUGUAAAUUAAGUUUUAUCGCUGAUGUGGACUUUACAUGACAAACUCUUGUUACUAUAUUCUUAGAUUUUCUUGUAUUCUUCAAAAUCCCCUUUAUAUCAUUCAGAGCAAAUUGCUUCACUUUAUUUGAUAGAGUUUCAUUGAUAAAAAAUAGACAUGUUAGCAUAAAUACCACUUGGAUUAUUAACACACCAUUUUGUUUCAAAUACUAUGAAAAGACACAGUAUUUUGGGCUAUUCCUGGAAUACUACUCUACUGCUAUACACAUACAUGUAUGUGAACUACUAAUACAAUCUUAGCUACGAUAUCAAAGUGACUAUGCUUUGUGCAAGUUGGUGUACAAAUUCGAUUGCUGACUUUUUAGCAUAUUAUACACGAUUUUAAAUUUUGAAGUGAGCCAAUGGAACCUGCCUUAUGUGUUUUAAAAGGUGUAUAAUUCACCAUUGGGCCAUCGAUGCCCUUGGUAAUGUGUAUUAAUGCACAUAAGAUUCAGUUUACAGUUCUUUCAACGACAAUAGUAUUGCAUUGCAAUUCCAAAGAAUCAUAACAAAACUGGAAAUUGUAUUUGUACAUCUAAUGUACAUCUAAUAUUAAAAAGAAUAAUGUUAUCCAAAAAUAGUAGACCCCUCUCUUCAGAAUCCUAUUUUAGUCCCGAGAGUCUAAGCUGACUUAUGCUGAAACUAAUUGUAAAUGUAAGUUGAAUCUAUAGUGACUGUAAGGAAAUAUAAUACAUACAUGUACGCAUAGAAAAUUCAAUAUAUUAAUAUGCAGUUCAGCUAAACAUUGUAUUAACUUUGCACAGCAAGGUAUAGUUUUGUACAGAAAAUGAUCGGUACUUGUAAUAAAUUUACAAUAUAUGUAAAUGACCAUUCACAAGAAAUGUAAGAAUAUACAAAAUUACUGAGUACAUUUUUUUCAAACACUUUAUGAUCUAUGAUUGGAUAAUAGUUUUAAUUAUAAAUCAACUAUUGCUAAAAGUACAUGUUCAUGAUAAUGGAGUAAUAAUAUAUGCAUGAAAAGUGUAAAUUUAAAGUUUAAGUGAACAACACGGAAAAUAAUGUUACAGAACAGAUAUGGUUCAUACAUGUAGAUCUAAAAUACCCAAGUCUGCAAAACAUUGAGAAUUAAAUAAAAUAGAACUAUAUUUUUGUAACGAUUACUUUACAAGUAUAUGUCUGGAGUAUCCUACACUUUUCAUUAUUUUAUAGGUAAUAAUAUUUUCCUUUUGUAAAUUGACAUGUAUACUAAAUUUGUGAUUUAUAUAAUUUCAUAGUACUAUGUUUAAAAUAAAUUAUGAAGUUGAAUCACUUUUAAAAAGAAUACUGCUGAUUUAGGGUAAAAACUUCUAAAUUUUUUUUUCAUGAUCAAUUUGCACAUGCAUAAAAUAUUAUAAUUUUCAUUAUAAAUUUUAGCCAAUAAUAUUUACUUUUUUGUUAAUUCACAUACUUCAUUUGUAAUCAA
Messenger RNA from Lytechinus pictus (painted urchin), 3956 nucleotides. RefSeq lists its product as uncharacterized. Lineage: Eukaryota; Metazoa; Echinodermata; Echinoidea; Temnopleuroida; Toxopneustidae. The record is from RefSeq and is a predicted model, not a curated record. The transcript has 6 exons. The coding region runs from base 1 to 1935 and encodes 644 amino acids.